AUGUAUUUUUCCUUUAGCUUUUUCAAUGCUCUUGUCAACGGUACGAAAUUUACAACUAUCGAAAACUUUCGUUUUGUAAUCGGAUCACAAUCUCCGAGCAAAUACUAUUUAAAAUGUGCAAAUUUCCGUAACAACUGUCGCGCUCGUGCUGUUAUACGCAAGGACACACUGGCUUUAAUAUUGCGACGGAAGCAUAAUCACACAGCAGAACAGCAAAAUUUUAAAAGAAACCGGCCCUAAACUUCCGGUUCAAUAUAUACGUUCACGUCGUGGAACGCAUCUUGUGCUAUAUGAAUUUAAUACAUACACUCCGAAUGAGAAAGUACGCGAUGGACGUUUUUCGAGAGAUUGGAAAUGCUCUAUGUAUCAUAAGGCGAAAUGUCGCGCUAGACUUGUAACAAAACACACAGUAACCGGCGAUGUAAUCCACGUAACUUCAGCCAUACAUACACACAAACCAAUGUACACUACUGCUGAA
This is a messenger RNA of Zeugodacus cucurbitae (melon fly), 478 nucleotides long. RefSeq lists its product as uncharacterized. The coding region runs from base 1 to 240 and encodes 79 amino acids. The record is from RefSeq and is a predicted model, not a curated record. The transcript has 2 exons. Lineage: Eukaryota; Metazoa; Arthropoda; Insecta; Diptera; Tephritidae.